CAAAGUUUUCCCGUAUUAGUCGCACACAGGUGUCGGACGACGGCGCUAGCUUUUUUUGCGUGGCUCGGUCUCAUUGUUGUAUCUAUUUUUAGCCUACGACAAUAUUGUUAAACAAAUUACGCUGUGUUCAAUUUUUAUAAGGCACGCAUUUAAUUCUUCGCGUAUUUGUGUUUGUAUGUUGUUAUACAACACUAACAAGCCAAUGCAGACGCCGGCAGCAUAGAAAAAGUGGCAAUAAUUACCGCUCAUUAUUUUGCAACGCACACAGGUUUAUUGUACGCGACCAUACUGAGUGAAGUUUAAUUGUUAACAACAACAACAAAAAAGAAAACAGUGCUUCAUAAAAAUGCCAAAUGUUAAUCAUGCAGAGGCUGAACAUUUGAACCCGGUGUUUAAGGUUGAAAUAGCGCCUCAACAGACGGAAACAAAUCAGAAACCACCAUGGAGCAAACUGCUAUUGCUGAUUGCCUUUGCCACGACCCUGGGAGCUGCAGUUCCCACUGGCUAUUGCAUAGGCGUUAUCAACGCUCCCGCAACGCUUAUGAAAGCGUGGUGUAAUCAAACCAUAUAUGAGAAAUAUGGCAGCUCGUUGAGCCCUAGCGGAUUAGAUAUACUCUGGUCAUCUAUAGUGUCAAUUUUCCUGGUUGGCGGCGCUAUUGGAUCGCUGGGUGGCGCUGGAUUGGCUAAUAAAUUUGGCAGAAAAGUAUGCUUGUUCAUCUGCGCUGGAUUGUUCGUCAUUGGAGCGGUGCUCUUCUUCUUCUGUCGCUCCGCAUCCUCCGUAGAGAUGCUCAUCCUGGGUCGCCUGAUUGUGGGUCUCUCCUCGGGCCUCGUCACCGCCACUCUGCCCAUGUAUUUGUCUGAACUGGCGCCGGCAGCACAGCGUGGAACCUUGGGCGUCUUCUGUGGCGUCGGCGUCACUGGCGGCGUUGUUGUGGCCCAAGUCUGCAGCUUGUCAGAUGUCUUUGGCACCGAGAAGCUUUGGCAUUAUGCGUUGGCUGCCUACUUGGUGCUCGUCAUUGUCUGCUAUCUGCCAUCGUUUGUCUUCCCUGAGAGUCCCAAGUAUCUGUAUGUGAUGAAGGGCGAUUCCUCGGCAGCUCGCCGGGAACUGAUGCGACUGCGUGGCAAGAGUGCGGCCAAGCUGAUUGAGCAGGAGAUUGCCGAAAUGGAGGCGGAGUCGAAUGAUAAUAGCCAAGCCAGUGGCUUCUGUGAUGUGCUACGUGACCCGCGCCUUCUCAUGCCGCUCAUCAUAGUCUGCGCCUUCCAAGGCGGCCAGCAGUUGUCGGGUAUUAAUGCGAUCUUCUACUACUCGGUGUCCAUCUUCACCAAGGCGGGCUUCAGCGAUAGCGAUGCAGAGUGGGCCAACUUAGGCGCUGGAGGCCUGAAUUUGGUCAUUUCGCUGCUGGGACCGCUCUUGAUGGCCACCUGCAGACGUCGCACACUCAUGAUGUUAUCCAGCGCACUUUGUGCACUAUUCCUGUUCUGCAUUGCCUUUGUGCUGAACUAUAUUGAAUCUGUCAGCUGGUUCGCCUGGGCCUGCAUCGUUUGCAUCAUGGGCUAUAUAUUCUUUUAUCAAUUCGGUCUCGGUCCCAUUCCCUACUUCAUUGGCUCAGAAUUGUUUGAGGUGGCUCCACGCUCUGUGGCCAUGUCAAUGGGCAGUCUGGCGUCAUGGACAUGCAAUUUCAUUAUUGGCAUGGCGUUCCCCAGUCUGCAGAGCGCAAUAGGCGCCUUUGUCUUUCUGCCCUUCUCGAUUACAUGCGUUUUACUUUUCCUGCUAACGAAAUUCUACCUGCCGGAAACGUUGGGCCGAGAUCCUUCUGACGUUGCGCCCCUCGUUGCCAAGGGCUUCCGUUCCAAGAUCAAAUAGAGCAUAGAGAGCGCACACACUCAGGGCAUCAGGGAACUUAGUUGUAAUUUAAAAUUAAGCUCAUUGUUGUUAUUAUAACUAAUUGAUAAGCUUGAAAGUGCCUGUAAAAGAGACAAUAAGUUGCUCAAUCAAAUCAAAAUGUUGUGUGCAUGCUGUAAAUGCCUUUUCUAUGUAGUUAAUGGUUAAUUGUAAUUGUCAUAACUAUGAUAAGAGCACCCUGUAUAUCGUGCAGACAGCCAAAGUAAAGGUGAUGGCACAAUUCUUAUCGCUGCACAAGUUCAAGUUAAUUGCCUUGAGAAAGACUGUAGUUACUUUGCUAAUUAAAUUUAUUGUGCUUAACCACACAAGAUAUUGAGUUGAAGAGAGGGAUAUAAAUAGGCUAUAUAAUACUCAGCUCUAAUUCAGCAGAGGCAAACUUUAAACAUAAUUGCAAUGUACUUAUAACGAGAAAUAAAUAAGACAACAAAUCAAACAAAAUAUAA
Molecule: messenger RNA, 2346 nt
Organism: Drosophila albomicans
Lineage: Eukaryota; Metazoa; Arthropoda; Insecta; Diptera; Drosophilidae
Gene: sut1
Product: solute carrier family 2, facilitated glucose transporter member 1
Exons: 7
Coding region: 347-1864 (505 amino acids)
Biological process (GO): monosaccharide transmembrane transport
Cellular component (GO): membrane
Molecular function (GO): hexose transmembrane transporter activity
Source: RefSeq, a predicted model, not a curated record